CAUCCCUCGCCUUCCCACAGUGCUUCGCGACAGCCGCUAUGGAGGCCGGCAGGACUGCAGUGCUGCGGGUGAAGCGGAAGCGCACCGCGGAGCCAGCCGAGGCUCUUGUGCUUGCUUGUAAGCGCCUUCGGAGCGGCGAUGUCGAUGUCGAGUCGGCUGCUCAGAAGACACCGGAGGGUCUGGAGAGAGCGGCGGAGAAUAAUGUCUUCCAGUUGGUGGCCACCGUGCACUCUCAGGAGGAGCCAGUCCAGGAGCUCGUGCGGGCUGCCUUGCGCCCUUCCCGGGGCAGCCAGCAGCGUAUCCGCCGCGAUCUCCGCGCCUCAGCUCGCGAUGUGCGGAAAGAAGGCCGCUACCGGGUGGUCUCCAGCCGCCGAUCCUCAGGGACCUCCGGCAGCCUGGAGUCCGUGUACGCGCCAGGAACCCCAAAAGCUGCUGGGGAUGCAGACUUUCAGCUAUUGGACCUGGUACAUGAGGAGGAAGACCCAGAGGCUGACACCACGGCCUCCUUCAAAACAUCUGACCCAGAUGUGAUCCUCUGCAAUUCUGUAGAGAUGAUCCGCGAGCGGUUGACUGUAUCUGAGGAUGGACCAGGAGUCGGGCACCAAGAGGAACAAAAGCACGAUGACUAUGUGUAUGACAUUUACUACUUGGAGAUGGCCACUCCAGGGUGGAUUGAGAAUAUCCUCUCUGUGCAGCCCUACAGCCAGGAGUGGGACCUGGUAAAUGAUGAUCAACAACCAGAUGACAUUUAUGAAGACGAAGAUGAUGAGAACAGUGAGAAUAAUUGGCGCAACGAGUACCCAGAGGAAGAGAGCAGUGAUGGUGAUGAUUCCAGAGACUCUGAUGAAUAUAACAGCCUCAGUGAAGAGGAAAGAGGCAGCAGCAGGCGACUGGUAUGGAGCAAGUACCCUCUGGAUGUACAGAAGGAGUUUGGCUAUGACAACCCCCACGACCUGGAUUCAGAUUGAUGGUCUUGUGAUAUCCAGGAGGUUCUACCACAGGCCUUUGAGGGCUCUGUGACUGGUAUCAACUGACCUAGCAACAUGCUCUUAGGAUUCCUAGCUGAACAUGUGGAAGGAAAAAGCAGACCCAAUAGUACCACCCCAGCAGUGAAAACUUAAGGGAGUACAUCUUUUCUACUCACAGUAGGCUACUUGACCUCUAUCAAAAAAGACCCUACCAUCUGGGGGGGAAAAAAAAAUGGAAGUUCCUUUCACUUCCUGGCCCAGGCAUUUUUCCUAAUAUUCCAGUUCUCCCAUGCUGAAGCCAGAAGGGAAAGAGAGACACUUGUUUCAUUAGCAGUAAUAUUCUGCUUCCUCCCACCCCACUCCAGGCUGCCUACCUGCAGUAAAAGCCUGCUCUCUUCGAUAGAGGGAUCUAGAAGGGCUACAGUGGGUCCCUUGCAGGGCACAACCCAGUUAUAACAACUAUUAGGGCAGAAUGUGGAAUCUGAGCUGGGAGGUUUUAGUCAAUAAGUCUCUGUCCUCCCUGCUUCGGACUUCAAUAAUGGUUGUAAAGAUUGCUGUUGUCCUUUGGUAAUGGGGCCAAGGCACAAUGCAUAUGAAUGUGAUACUAUUUAAUAAAGAUUAACUUUUAAUAUGGAA
Marmota flaviventris (yellow-bellied marmot) is the source of this 1604-nucleotide messenger RNA. It is a transcript of the gene Slc7a6os, whose product is annotated as solute carrier family 7 member 6 opposite strand. Gene Ontology annotation, biological process: developmental process. Lineage: Eukaryota; Metazoa; Chordata; Mammalia; Rodentia; Sciuridae. The record is from RefSeq and is a predicted model, not a curated record.